AUGAAGGGAUCAUUUUCCUUUUUUCAUUUCAGUUCUACUAGGUGCAAAAUAAUCACUGUGAUCGUGGCUGUUGUGGUUGCAAUCAUCAUUCUUUGUGUCGUUCUGAUCUUGGUGUUAGCCAAGGACAAAGAAGCGAAACCCACUACUGUAACCCCCACGCCCACAGAAUAUGUUCCACCGCCCCUACCCACAGGAGGUAAGCUGGUAAACACACUGAUCUGUUAAAAAAAAAAAAUAUGUUAGUAGUUCCUGCUAAAAUAAUUUUCCGAAAGCGAACUGUUUUCGUGUUUACAGAAAGUUGAUCACGUGACUUAUUAUUGAAAAAGAUCUAUUGCUCAUUUAUACAAAACACCACAACGGAUUAGCCUCAUACAUCGCUAUUCCAUAAAUUGUAUCUUGACUUUCCUUAGUUCCUGCCGGAGCAGACGGCCCUUAUGACCACGGGGUUGUUGCAGCUGAUGCAAGUUUGUGCUCUGAGGUGGGCCGAGAUAUUCUCAAGAAGAACGGGUCAGCGGUCGACUCUGCCAUUGCUACAUUAUUUUGUAUAGGCGUCAUCAAUAUGCACUCGGCUGGUAUCGGAGGCGGCGGAUUUAUGACGAUCUACAAUCGAAGCACGAACAAGGCGGAAGUGAUUGACUAUAGAGAAGAGGCACCUGGAAGAGCAAACGCUACUAUGUAUAUAAAUAGCACCCUUAAUUCCAAAUAUGGUAAGAUUCACAAUUACUGACGUGCAUUUAAUGCAUUCUCUCUUGAUUUUUUAUCUCUUUAUCUCUAGUUAUUUUUUUGGGCUUUAGCAGCGCAAUGCUACGAAUAUAGUAUUGUGUGUUAUAUCGGAGUUGACACAUACCAGGUACAAGCUAAAAUGAGACCGACAGCCUUGCCAAGUGAACGUAACCGAUCGAAUAGUCCAAACGAUCAGUUUUCCUGUUGCUACAUCCUGUCACCCUAUAUAACUGAGAGGAUUACAUCCAUGUUUUACAUCCGCAUGUCACAAUUAUAUUGAUUAUUUUUCAUUUAGUAUUGGCCAAAUCAGUGGAUAGCAAUUUUCGCGCGUUUUGUUUGGCUCCAGCGAUUCCGAAUGUCCUUGACAAUUGACUGUCUUUGCUUGGCUAGCUCGUCGUGGAUAACUGGAUGGAACGUGUCGCUCGGUCAUCUCAACGUAAAUGUCAUGACUCGAAGCGCGGUCUUGCCUAAAUUUUUUCACGUUCUUUUCCAGAUGGUUAAGCCUUAUUAUGUAAUCCACAUUCUUUUCUCACCUUAUUUUCUCAGUUAACGUUGUCAGGUCAAAUGCUCAUCAUUAUUUAUUUGCAUUCAGUGUAACUAUUCACAUGCAAAAAAAAAACAAUACAACAACAGUUAACAAUUAUUGGACGAGGUUAAGCAAGAUAUCGUGAUUUGUCAGAAGCGCAGAUCAAAAGGCUGAGGCAAAUACUGAUUAAUUAAUCUGCCAGACACUGACAAAUUACGAUGUUUUGCGAUCACCGGGUUUGUUUUUUUAUUGAAUAUUUUCGGGAAACGUAGCUAUUUGCCAUUUUCACGAAAGAUGCGAUCGCAAGCAGAAUAUUAUUUGCAGCCAAACACGGUUGGGCGACAUUGCGUACGAGCAGGCCAUUAUUUUUAGAGGGCAGUUAUUUUCAGGUAACGUGGUGGGUUCCCUACCAAUGAGAAGGGAGAAACUUUUGCAUCAAAUGAUAAUAAUCUUUAUUUUUCCUUAAUUCAAGUUUCCCAAAAGUGCACAGCCCGCAGGUAGCUAGUGCUAAUCCCCGACUUAGCGGGCUAGUCAAUCUGACAUGAAGAUGCCCCCAGUCGCCUCAUAAUUAUUUACAUGUACUUUGCUACAUUAUGGUCACAUUAUUCGCCCACUAUUCUUACAUGAUUGUCACAUUAUUGAAUCAUCAUUGAUUCUUACAUCGUUGUUUCUUCCCCCGUCGUUGGUACAGGAACAUCAGCGUCAGGUGUCCCUGGUGAAGUGAGAGGAUUUCGUAAAGCUUGGAAUAAAUAUGGUAGAUUACCUUGGGAGGAUCUUGUACAACCCGCUAUUGACCUAGCGAAGAAAGGGUUUCGUUUCGGCUAUCCAGCCCAUGCAGCAGCUAAUAGGUCAUCUACCUUACCCUAUAUCAAGAAAGACCCCGGACUGAGGUAAAGCAGUGGCUAUCUAACUUGUUUCCACACUCGAACCAUUAUUUCUGUGUUGUUCCUCUGCUUUGAUUUCAGUGUCGAUAGUACGUGAAGAAUUUUGGAGGAGUAUUAUGACCUUGCUAUAAACUGAAUACUUUCAGUAUUUGAAUACAUAAAAUCUAAUAAGAUUCCUUUUUUAGAUUGCUUAUAUCUUCCUAGGAAGGAAGAGCAAAUCGAUCAAAGUUGACUCACUGAAAGGAACCACCCGCAGGCUAGAUUUUCACGAUGAAGGACUUGAAUUGAGUGUUAGGUAUCCAGGACACCCACCCUUCCCCCGCUAAAAGAUUUUCCUGUCAUCCGUAAACAGAACGGAAACUAAAUUCUACAUACAAAGUACAUGACAGCUCAUUCUCUUUUGCUGGUGAUCAAACGUAACGAAACAGUCGGUUUAAGUAUAUGUUGCAGUUAAGUUUUUAUUUCAGGUAAUUUUUGUUUUUCUUUUGUUUUCAAUUAAAUUGAAAAAAAGACUGAAAUAAAAAAUUUAACUGCAACAUAUAUAUAUUUGGCAAACUGAAAAUAAAUACUUACAUGUAAUGAAUGAAUGAAUGAAUGGAUGAAUGAGUCAAUGAAUUGAGGGAUCAAUGAAAAAAGAAUGAAUGAAUGAAUGAUUGAAUGAAUGAACGAAUGAACGAACGAACGAACGAACGAACGAACGAACGAACGAGCGAACGAACGAACGGAUUAAAAACAAAACAAAAAUAUCCAGAACACUCCAGAUGGACGGAAGAAGUCAACUACAUGUAGAUCAGUUGUGUCAAGAACAUAGUGACCAGCUAGUCUGGGCAACAUCCUUGAGAGACGCGCAAAAAUGGAAUUUACUUGUUAAGUUGACGAAGAGCUGUUGCUAAAAAAAAUUGACUGAUCAUUAAUUACUUUCCAGCGAGCUUCUUAUAGACAAAGCGGGUAACUUGAAGAAAUUAGGAACUGUUCUAAAAAUGCCGAAAUAUGCAAGAACUCUGGAGACAAUUCGCGAUGAGCCGGAUAGCUUCUAUUCUGGUGAACUGGCUAAAAGUAUUGUGAAAGAUAUUCAAGACGGUGGAGGAAUAAUCACACUAGAGGACAUGAAAAAUUACACAGCCAAAGUUCGAACUCCGCUUUCUGAUACCAUGGGAGAUUUAAAGUGGUAUACUAACCCACCCCCUGGUAGCGGUGCCGUGCUUUCGAUGAUCCUCAACAUACUAAAAGGUAAAUUCUAUAUUAUUUUGUCAGUACACGAGUUAUAUAUAUGGACAACUGUUUUCUUUGUUUUUUCUUUACAUAGAAUGAAAUUCAUUAGUUUAAUAAGCUGUGAUUAUAGUGUGCUGACCAAUUCACGUGCAUGAACAACACUAUAGAAGUGAUGUAGAUUAGUCACGCAUUAUGGCCAUUAGAUGGAAGCAGUGACUUCUAGGAUUGUUUGGGUGGGCAACUGUUCAUUAUUAUUCGUCGAAUGGUAUUCAAGGCAACUAUUAACCAAUCUUAUUAUUCAUUCAAAAUAUUUCCCCGAUUCGGAUUGGCUAAAAGCACACGCAUAAUUCACCAUAACCAGUUACUGAUGACCAAAUUUGGAAGAAUUUUGUGUUUAACGAGGAAAUGACGUCAAAAAUGCAGCGUUCUUGCAGGUUAAUGAACCGUUAACCGAGAAGACCUGGGGACGAGGCUAAGUUGUUUUGGUUGUGAAAACAAAAGAUGGCAGACAUUUCACUCGUUUCAACAGUAAGAACUAGGCGAAAUUAUAGCUAAGAACGUGGCAAGAACAACAAGAACACAACUCGAAGCGCGACAUCUGCUAUUUGGAGAAUAUUUGCGGAGCUGAACAACCCUAAACGUGCACUAUCGAAGGUAAACUUAACAUCGAUGGAGGUAAGCAUGUUUUAGCUUCAUUUUUAAACUAGGAAUUAUUUUGAAUGAAUAAUAAAACGAUUAUUGAAUUCGGCUUUCGUAUCAUAUGAAGAAUUAUGGAGAUCUCGGAGGGUGUUAUCCCCCUCGGCCUACGGCCUCGACGGAUAACACCCAUAAUUCUGCAUAAGAUACUCAGCCUCUCUCAUUAAUUGUUAAAUAACUUAUGUUCACAAGUAAAACAUGGUCUUUAUAAAAUUUGUAACGGUCUGGGAUGGUUGCGACCCUAUCUGAAGUUGUUUGAGUCGGGCGUAAGCCAGACGAUCUUAAACGCCAAAGACAAAUGUUCUCAUUUUAUUUUAGCGAUCGCUGACAUGGCGUGUUUCUUUGACCUGAUUUGGGUGCGCAUGCGAAAAGGGCGUCAAGCAUUUAAGCCAGACGAUCUUAAACGCCACAGACAAAUGUUCUCAUUUUAUUUUAGCGAUCGCUGACAUGGCGUGUUUCUUUGACUUGAUUUUGGUGCGCAUGCGAAAAGGGCGUCAAGCAUUUAUCUCUCGUAUAUUGGACAAUAAGCCGAGAGCGUGUUUUACACGUAAAAGAAGCAAUAGUGGAUAAUGGAGAUUGAUCGCGUGAUCCAAACUGGUCUCCACUGGCCAUAGAGACUUCAAUUCCGCCUAAAGAAGCUCCUGCGAAAGAAGGGAAAGUACAUAUGACCGUCUGCAAUGUGAUUUUCUCUAGAACUUAACUAAUUUUGGAAUCAGAUUCCCUUGAACGCAUUGGAGCUGAAGGAACUUCCCACAGAGCAGACCGGCUUGUUUCGUCUGUUUAAAGUUUCCUCGUUGCGAUUCAAUUUUGCCCCUGUUUAAUUUUCAGUUUCCUUGUUUGUUUUUGGGUCGUUUUGAACAUGAAUAACAUAUUCAGUCGCACACUGAAAGGAAACGUACUCGCCCUACUCACUAAUAAACGUGAACCUUAUACAAGACAACCCGUCUCUAACGUUAUAUACAGGUUACAAUUUUACACAAGAUAGCCGCAAAGAUCUCAAUAGCUCGAUUCUGACGUACCAUCGAAUAAUAGAGGCCUUCAAGUUUGCUUAUGCGUACAGAGCACUCCUAGGAGAUGAAGACUACUGGGACGUGAGUGAGGUAAGAGGGUAAUAUAGGCUGCGUUCAUAAGGCAACGGAGGAUUUUUCGACCGGUUGAAAAUUUGUGCGUUUAGAUGUUCAGCUUAGACAAGGAACACGAAAAUUUUGUCGCCUAGCCGUCCAAAGUUUUAAUGAACUACUUCAAUGUCAAUAAUUCAACUUUAUUAAACAAAAAUUUAACCGGCUUUAUUUAGUCGAAACCCAUGUUUCUUAUAGCCCAUGUGACUUAUCAAUGUUUUCAACUGGUCGAAAAUUCGUUUAAUGCCGUAUAAACAUAACGAUAGACUUCUUCGCAAAAGUGCAGCAACGGUUAAUUUUUGUCACUCAGUACGGUUUUGGACCGUCAUUAGGGAAAGUAAAGAAAGCUCCUCUUGAAAUGCAUUAUUUGCGCUGAAGAGCUGGUUAAGUGACGGAGUAUAUCAUCGAGCAGAUCUGGCGAAAAAAGGAUAUAAGAGAGAAGUAAAUUUGAAGCUUACAAAAGCGUCCAUACAGCUCAGUCAAAUUUUUGCAAUUAACGAACUCUGAACAAGAUUAAUUAAUCUCUUUUGUACAAAUGAGACGAACAUUUCAAAGCUGUAUCCUUCACGAGUAAAAUGAAACAUAGACAGUGCAUUUUAUGCCAGCAAUUAGAAACAAAAUGCGUAAUGAAGUGUAAUUAUAAGAAUACCAAUUUAUGCACUGAAGCACACGUACCAACUCCGCUAUGGCUGCCACUGCCGGGGUGAUAUGGUUGUGCGCAUGCACAAGGUACUGGCCAUACCGCGGAUUUGGUACGUGUGCCGGUUCAGUGAAUAAUUUGGUAUUGUAAUUAUAAGAAUGGUAGUGUGCCAGUUUGGACGUGGCUAUGUCACGCUAUUUUCUUUCUUUUUUAAAACACUAAAACGUGCGUGUCCUUUCAUCAAUUAAAUUCCAAAAAUAAGGGUCUAGUUUUGUUAUACUUAAAAUGAUUAUGGUUAGUGCUCCCUGAUGAAAUUGUUUGAUAGCAUCUUCAUUACUCUACAUACAAAAGCAUUUGUGUAUUGCCAGUGAAGGCACUAAGUAAUGACAAGUCAGGAUCAGUCAGGGCAGAUUUGAUCUAGGACAGCAAGACCUUCGUGACUUAGCCACUUUACCAUGAAUUCCUCCUGCAUGCCCACCUGCAGUGAACUUUUGCUGGCAUCAAUCCUUACGAUGUGAUCUACCUCUUUCUUUUACCAGGUCGUGAAAAAUAUGACCAGUGGUAAGUAUGGAGAUUAUCUUCGCCACAAGAUUUAUGAUAACCGGACCUUUCAGGACUACAGAUAUUACGGAGAUUUUUACUCCAGUACAAAUGUUGGAGGGACUUCACAUCUUUCCAUCAUUUCGCCUGACGGGGAUGCUGUUGCUGCUACCAAUACCAUAAACCUUUAGUACGUAGGUUUGUUAUUCUUACAAAAUAUCCAGAAAGCAAACUGAGAACUCCCCUUAAAAGGUAGUCUGCUACACAGCCGUUUUUAGAGUCAUCACGCAACGCUCCUCCCCGGGAGGAGGUGGGGAGCAGCGUUGCGUGACGACACUAAAAACGGCUGUGCCGAGCAGACUACUUAAAAGGAGCUGUAUCAAGAAAUGUAUUAAAAUUGCCACCAAAACAUUACAAUUGCCAUUACAAUUGCGAUUUUUAUAAAAACUUGUUAGCCUAAGGUUUUGUCAAAGUUCACUUUUUGCUGUUCUGAUUUAUAACCCCUGACGUUCGAUAUGGUUUGAUAUAAUGCUUCGUGGACAUAUUUGUAUUACUCGAAUCCGUGAUUUUGUCUUUCACAAGUAAUUUCUUAAGUUGCCUACCCCCUUUCCCCGAGUUUCAACUUAUCAGUCUAUAUGUAAAAGGGGUUUUUCUUGACGACAGCACGGCGACCACACAUAAGUGCCUGUGAUCUAGUGGUUGUGGAUCGAAAGUCGACAGCUUUACAGGACCUACACAGGCUGAUUUUUAACGGUGUCGUAACGGAUAGAGAACAAACUCCUGGUGCAUGGUACUGUUGUCAUACGGCAAAAGGACAGUUCUACUUUGCUGGUUUUCGAAUCUUUUCAAGCUGUUGAACAACAGUUGCUUUCAAUUGGCUGAUCGUGUGAACAAUCAUGCUCCACAAGUCAAGGAUGCGAUUGAAGGAUUUCUAGUCUGAACUGGCGAAAAUUAUAGCUGGUGUCCCUUGUUUUGCAAUGUGUGAAAGCUGCUUGGUAGUACUUUUCUACAAUGGCACUAGUGUGUACUACUUGAUACCACAUAUGCUGUGCCGACUAAGACAACAAUUAGAAACUAAAUGUGAAGUGGCCCAUGCGUAAUUAUAACAAGGACACCGUGCACAACCAAUACUAAUAAUGAAGAUGAUAAUGAUGAUGAUGACGAUUAUAAUGAUGAUGAUGAUAAUAUUUGUGAUAAAAACAGUUCUGGCAAUGUCAGAUACUUUUCCUCUCAUCGACUCACCCUUCCACUUCUCCCCCCAGACCACCCCACUUAGGGAGGUGGCGCCCCUACUAUAUUGUACAUAUAAUGUGAAUGAAAUAACUGAGUAUUUGUUUUAAUUUUGUGUAACUAGUUACUUACUGAUUUUUUUUUUUCAUUUUGCCUAUCCGGCAGCUAUGGUUGUAAGUAUCGUUCUACUCGCACUGGUAUUAUCUACAACAACGAGAUGGACGACUUCUCUACCCCUGGUAAAAAGAACAAUUUUGGCGUCGAGCCAUCGGAGAGCAACUUUAUUAAAGCCGGGAAACGUCCAAUGUCUUCAAUGACCCCUUCAAUAUUUGUGGAUAGCAGGGGCGUUCCUCGUUUGGCGGUUGGAGCAUCAGGGGGCACACGAAUCACCACUGCUAUCUCAUUGGUGAGAUUUCUAGUGACUAUUUUCUUGACACCCUACGAACGCGGAGUUUGUCUAUAAAAAAUGUCUUAUAAGUAUUGUUUCUAAUCAACGGCCUAUUGUUUAAUGUGCGACUAUAGUACUUCGAUUGUGACGUCCUCAUACAUCCAAAUAUCUUGUUUAGGGCAGAGAGGACGAAUACCAUACUCUGUAAAGCGGCACAUCCCCGUAUAGGUUCCUUUAAGGGAGUCCCCCCUCGGGGGUAUGAAGUAUCCCUUCGCUCCUUUGUACUCUGUAGCCUUGAGUUCAACGUCUCGGUGAUGCAUGUAAUCUUCUUUUGAAGAUCUUCUUCUGGUGGGCCACAAAAAAACCCGACACAUCAAGUCGUUUAACAGUCGCUGAAAUUACACCUGUGAACAAGUAAAUUGUUUUUCCUUUGAACUGAAGAUUCAAUGAUUUCAUUUGAUGAUUUUGCCAUUUCUUUCCACCUGUUCAGGUUGUAAUGAAUUAUUUCUGGUUCGGCCGAAAUCUAUCGGAAGCUAUCUUGGACCCCAGGGUUCAUCAUCAGUUACUUCCGGACUACAUUCGCAUUGAUAAAUUCUACCCAAUAUCCAAAGACCUCCAAGCGGGACUACGAAGGCUUGGGCACAACGACAUUCAGGCAAAAACCAUCACCGCAGUUGUACAGGCCGCGGCUAUAGCUCCUGAUGGAAAAAUAUAUGGCAAGGCGGAUCCCAGAAAGAAAUCCUUUGCAGCAGGCUUUUAG
This is a messenger RNA of Porites evermanni, 8717 nucleotides long. The record is from the annotation of a GenBank genome assembly. Lineage: Eukaryota; Metazoa; Cnidaria; Anthozoa; Scleractinia; Poritidae.